Messenger RNA from Acanthopagrus latus (yellowfin seabream), 4110 nucleotides. RefSeq names its product PPFIA binding protein 2b (gene ppfibp2b). Lineage: Eukaryota; Metazoa; Chordata; Actinopteri; Spariformes; Sparidae. Gene Ontology annotation, biological process: neuromuscular junction development. The record is from RefSeq and is a predicted model, not a curated record. Gene Ontology annotation, cellular component: presynaptic active zone. Gene Ontology annotation, molecular function: protein binding.
UUGAGGAAGCCCGCUGCUCAGCGCAAGUCAGCGCGGCGCACGGUCCGGACCGGGGAGCGCUCAACAGCCCAGGAGCGUGUGUGAGUGCGUCUGUGUGUGUGAAGGGCAUGCGUGUGUGCGCGCGUGUCCGUGUGCCCACUUUAUCUUCAAGUGUCGCCCACAAACACCACGAAAGGAUUUAGUUCGACAAAGCUUCAGAGGAGACGCAUCUUGUAAGUAACACAACUGCACGGAGAUAACGAGCCUACUGUAGGAGCGCUGCUGCUGCUGCUGCUGCUGCCGGGAGACUCUGUCAGAACAUCUGAAAACCUGACAUCUGAUGCUCCCCACCGCCACCAUGGAAACGGAGGCCAGUCAAAUGCUGGAGGCGGCGCUGGAGCAGAUGGAUGACAUCAUCGCAGGUUCGAAAGCGGCGGCGGUGGAGUUCUCUAACAGCAUGUACGACCUGGGCUCUCCCGUCAGCGCCGGCCCGCUGCAGGUCGUUCAGUUAGCCGAGGACCUCAAGCUUGCCCUGGAGCUCCAGCCCAACCAGGAGGAGAGAGACAGCCUCAGAUCACAGCUACCUUCAGAGACGGCCCAGGCUCUGAUAGACUGGCUACAGGCCGGAGCUGUGAACCUGUGUUCUCCAGCCAACAAUGAAACGUACCAAGAACGACUGCUCCGCCUAGAGGGAGACAAGGAGUCUCUGGUGCUACAGGUGAGCGUUCUGACCGACCAAGUGGAGGCGCAGGGAGAGAAGAUCAGAGACCUGGAAAGCUCUCUGGAGGAACACCGGCUGAAACUGGCCUCCACAGAGGAGAUGCUGCAACAGGAGCUGAUGAGCAGGACCUCUCUGGAGACUCAGAAGCUGGAUCUGAUGGACGAGGUGUCGUACCUCAAGCUGAAGUUGGUCGGCAUGGAGGAGACAAACGGCAGCACGCACGCCCAAGAUCCCGCCGCCACCGAGCAGAACAAAGCCGAGUGUGUGGUAAAUCUCAUCAGUGAGCUCCAGGAGCAGAUGUGCAGGUUUCAGGAGGAGAUCAGCACCCGCAUCCAGGAGAAACGGGCCCUGGAGGAGAGGGAGGCCCAGCAGGGGGAGCCCGGAGGCGGCCAAGCCCAGGGCGACAGCCCUCAGGUGGGGUCAGCCGGCUCAGACGUGAGCCUGUCCGGCUCUGACGCCCGGAUGCACAAUGGAGGACAGACUGUACACGAGUUGCUACAAGAGGUGAAGCAGCUGAGGAGCAGAGUGGAGGAGCUGGAGGGAGAGAAGGGCCAGUAUGAGAGGAAACUAAGAGGCACCAAGGCAGAGAUCUCUGAGCUGCAGCAGCUCCUGGCCUCCAAAGACGCUGAGAUCGAAUGCCUGCAGACCCAGCUGCUGGCCAGAGGCGGCACGGCCAAUGACAACGCAGAGAGAGACCAGGAAUACCAGCGGUUGAAGUCGGGGAUGGAGUCUUUGUUAGCGUCGAAUGACGAGAAGGAUCGACGUAUAGAAGAGCUGACCAUUCUGCUGGGCCAGUACAGAAAGAUGAGGGAUGUCAUGGCUGUGUGAUAUGUGUUUCUACCAUCAGGGAGCAGUGAGGAGGAGCUGAGUGGCAGUUUAAGACUCAGAGCCAUCACACACAAAGCACACUCUGACUUCCUCAGGUCAGAGUUGUCCUCAAGAGGGUCUUCUCCGCUCAUGUUAUCCUCAUCUCCUUACCAGAGGGAACUGGAUUCUAGCAUCCAGAACUCUAUGGACACAUCACUGAUGUUCACCGGGGACACUAGCUUCUUCAAUGGGUCGUGGCAUCAGCGCCGGUUGCUGUCCAGCAGUCUUGAGGAGUUGCAGAGUGGAUCCUUACAAAAGGCUGUAGUGAUCCAGCCAGUUGAAACUGAAUCAGACGUAGGGGCAGAGAAUCCAGCCAUGGAGCUGAGCAAGUACCAGACUCUGCCGGGGAAACGGAGUAAAAAAAGCGAGCUGAACGGCAACAGAGAGGUAGACGGAGAGUAUUUAUCUCCUGUCCAGCUCUCUCCUGUCAUCAGCCACGACCAGGACUACACUCUCAGGCAUUCAGAGAAGGUAGAGGAGAGCGUCCUGUCAGACCAGUCCCCUCUGUCCUCUGGAGUGGACUCUGGACAGCAGUCCCCCGUCUCACCGGAGAACAGGAAGACUCACAGAGGCAUUAAGAAGCUCUGGGGGAAGAUCCGUCGCAGCCAGUCAGGUAGUCCUGCCCAGGGUCACACCACCGACCUGGGGGAGUUCAAGAGGGGAGGCUUUAGAGCUACAGCUGGACCGAGACUGGCUCGUUCAGGAAACACACGAGACUUGAAGGUGCCUUUUUCCAAGUGGAGCACAGAGCAGGUGUGUGACUGGCUCGAGGAAAUUGGAUUGGGUCAGUACGGCAUCCUCGCUCGCCACUGGGUCACCAGCGGUCAGACUCUGCUGUCAGCCAGCCCACAAGACCUAGAGAGGGAGCUGGCCGUGAAGAACACGCUCCACAGGAAGAAGCUGCAGUUAGCCAUCAAGACGUUCAGCAGCAAGCAGCCUGAGAAGUCUGCAGCGCUCGAUUACAUCUGGGUCACUCGUUGGCUCGAUGACAUCGGCCUCCCUCAGUACAAAGACCAGUUUAAUGAUGGAAGAGUGGACGGGCAGAUGCUGCAGUACCUCACUGUGAACGACUUGUUAUUUCUCAAAGUGACCAGCCAGCUCCAUCACCUCAGCAUCAAAUGCGCCAUUCAUGUUCUCCACGUCAACAAGUUCCACCCUAACUGCCUCAGACGCAGGCCCGGCAAUGAGAAUGAGUUCACUCCCAGUGAGGUGGUGCAGUGGUCCAACCACAGAGUCAUGGAGUGGCUGAGAUCUGUGGAUCUGGCAGAGUACGCACCAAACCUGAGGGGCAGCGGCGUGCAUGGAGGGCUAGUAAUUCUGGAGCCUCGGUUUAACUCGGAUACACUGGCCAUGCUGCUGAACAUCCCUCCUCAGAAAACACUGCUGAGACGCCACCUCAACACUAACUUCAACAACCUGGUGGGAACACAAGCUCAGCAGGAGAAGAGGGAGUACACCGAGGCACCGGGGUACACCCCACUGAGCAUCACAGCUAAAGUCAAGCCGAAGAAGUUGGGCUUUUCUAACUUAACUCACCUCCGGAGGAGACGGCCGGAUGAAUCUACAGACUACAUCUGUCCAGUGGAGUCGUCUUCGCCUCUGGCAGGACAGUCUGCAGUGAACGGGGUCCAGGUGCGGCCCUACGCCGGCUUCAGAGGCCUGAGCCCCAUCCUGGACCGAGAGUCAGACCGCUCCAGGGACCAGGUGGGGCUCGACGACAGCAGAGCUGACCCAUCUCCGUGACAGCGGUGACAACAACAUGACAUACUGUGUUGUCACGCUUUUCCAUCAGCCAAUCAGCUGUCACUGCUACUACUCUGCUUCCUUUGCUUGCGGCCCAUAAUACCUCAGCCCAUCCCUUUCCCCGCUCCUCUAAACCCCGCCCAUCAGCCCGACCCUGUGCCUUAAGAGUGAAGAGAUUCAGAGACGCCCAGAUAAACCUGCCUGACUGUCAGACAGUCACAGCUGCUUGUCAUGAAGGGUGUACUGACGUGAUGAAUCUACACACUUCAAGUAUUUUGAUUUAAUUUCCUGACAGAUGCCUAACUAACCCGACCUCAGCCUCAAACCUGUGCCAUGAUCUAACUCAAGAGAGUACGCAGCAUCUCUCUGGACUCCACCUCCUGUGACAUCACUUCCUGUAAUCCAUAUAGUAUACAUAUGGACAUCCUUUGUUGUACAGUAUUAAGCCAUUGUUCUAACAUUUAUGCACCACCAUUAGAUGAUUUUUAUAUGUGUGAGUCAGUCAUGACGUCAUUUGUAGCUUUGAUUUUAAAACAGUUUGUCACACGGUUGAGAUGAGCUUGUGCAAUAUUUGCAUAAUAUUAAGGAGGGAUUUUAUUUAAUAUUUAUGUCAUUGCAGAGGAAAUGAUAAAAUAGCAUGUUACCUGAGCUGGUGAUUUUGUACUGUUAUUUUCAUAUUUUCUGUAAUAGUAUUUUUAUAGUAAAGAAAAUCCUGCUCCGCAGAGGAAGCUUAUAUGUGGUCAUGUAAAUGUAAAAAGAUUUAUCAAGUCAUUUAAUAAAUAAAAACAUACGUGUGUAAA